AUGGAUCCGGUCAGGAGACUGAAUAACAACGCCUUGACCGGGCCCACAAUGCAGGCCGCUGGAGUUGGGCCUAGGCGUGUACCAGUUGCACCGACUCGUGUAGCAGCCGCUGCAGUACUAGUCCCUCGACCUCUUGUACCCACCAAUGGACCCCAGCGAGUACAGAAGCAGAAAUGUGAAAUAAAGGCAGAUCUGCGCAAACCUCCAUCGCAUCAACCUUCCUUGCAAGCUGUGGUGGCCAAGGAAAACAUGAAGUCUAAGCCAGCAGUCUCCGAGAUUAAUGUGGCUCAGGUGUCAAGCAAAUCACUGGACCUGCCGAGUCAAAAUGCAGCGGAUUAUAUAUCUGAAGAUAACAAAACCUCUGAAAAGAAGCGAUGGACAUUGGACAACUUUGACAUUGGCCGUCCAUUAGGAAAAGGAAAAUUUGGCAAUGUUUACUUGGCCCGUGAGCGCCAGUCCAAGUUCAUCCUUGCCUUAAAAGUGCUUUUUAAAUGCCAGAUUGAAAAAGCUGGUGUAGAGCACCAGUUGCGCAGGGAGGUGGAAAUACAAGCCCAUCUAAGGCAUCCCAACAUCCUGAGGCUUUACGGUUAUUUUCAUGAUACUGCCCGUGUGUACCUCAUUUUGGAAUAUGCUCCCAAGGGUGAACUGUACAGUGAACUGCAAAAAUGUGUCCGUUUUGAUGAUCAGAGAAGUGCUACGUAUAUAACUGAGCUGUCCGAUGCACUGCUCUACUGUCACUCCAGAGGAGUAAUUCACAGGGACAUCAAGCCUGAGAAUCUUCUCCUUGAUGGCACUGGUCAGCUAAAGAUUGCAGAUUUUGGGUGGUCAGUUCAUGCUCCUUCAUCCAGGAGGACAACACUUUGUGGGACCCUGGACUACUUACCCCCUGAAAUGAUUGAAGGGCGAAUGCAUGAUGAAAAGGUUGACCUUUGGAGCUUGGGUGUCCUGUGCUACGAGUUUCUAGUUGGAAAGCCGCCUUUUGAAACUACUACACAUGAUGAGACCUACCGGAAAAUUUCUAAAGUGGAGUUCACCUUUCCUCCUUUUAUGAGUGAGGGAAGCAGGGAUUUAAUUUCUAAGCUGCUGAAACAUAACCCAAAGGAGAGACUACCCCUUACUCAGGUGCUUGUGCAUCCCUGGAUUUUAGCAAACUCCACUAAACAACCAACCUUCAUGCAUGAGAAGGAUUCUGGCCAGCCUGUGCCAGAAUUGAGUGCCAAGCAGUGAUCUGUUGGUAUAGAUCGGAUUUGGCUGCUGGAUGAGAGUAUACUUGAAGUGGGACAUGCCUAGGUGCAUGUGUGGUCUUGGGCAAUGGCAUGUCUUCAUAGACCACUAGAAGAAGCAGUUGCUGCUCUGGCUUCUGACUGAGCCUGGAAGCCUAAACAUUGGGAUGUCUCAUCAAGACACUACUGUGCAAUAGCUGGUUUCUGUUCAUGAAUGGCUGAGGGUUGGUUAAGACUCUGUAAAUAGCUCUUGAUGGUUUUAUUUUGUAUAUAUUAAUUGUAUUUAUCAAUAAAGAAUAAAUGAUGUUCUUUUGCACAGUGGA
Erpetoichthys calabaricus (reedfish) is the source of this 1546-nucleotide messenger RNA. It is a transcript of the gene aurka, whose product is annotated as aurora kinase A. The transcript is spliced from 8 exons. The record is from RefSeq and is a predicted model, not a curated record. Bases 1 to 1227 code for a protein of 408 amino acids. Gene Ontology annotation, molecular function: ATP binding; protein kinase activity. NCBI's taxonomy places the organism in Eukaryota, Metazoa, Chordata, Cladistia, Polypteriformes, Polypteridae. Gene Ontology annotation, biological process: protein phosphorylation; regulation of cytokinesis; mitotic spindle organization. Gene Ontology annotation, cellular component: spindle pole centrosome; chromosome passenger complex; spindle midzone.